GUGGCCACUCAGCCCCCCCGACCCUGCCGGGCCUGGCCGCCCGCUCUUCCCUCGGGGGCGCCGUCCGGGCUCGGGCGCGAGGUGACUUUCUUGCAAAGGCCUGACUUUUUUCAACUAGUUUGUAUUGCCUGUCAAGAAUUUUCAUGCUGACUCUCGGAAACCUGCUGCAGAGUCUUCCCUGUUUACUAUUCAGUGCUGUUUUCAUCUUCCUUUAGCAGGUUGAAGUUCAUGAGUUCGCCCAGCCUCAGUGAUCUGGGCAAGAGAGAGCAGGCAGCCUUGGAUGAGCGGGGGACCCAGCAGCACCGGGCCUGCUCCAACGCUACCUGGAACAGUAUCCACAAUGGAGUGAUAGCAGUAUUCCAGCGUAAGGGUCUCCCAGACCAUGAGCUUUACAACCUCAAUGAAGGAGUCAGGCAAUUACUGAAAACAGAACUGGGAUCAUUUUUCACUGAGUAUCUGCAGAAUCAGCUGCUCACAAAAGGCAUGGUGAUCCUAAGGGACAAGAUCCGGUUUUAUGAAGGGCAGAAGCUACUGGAUACCUUAGCUGAAACCUGGGAUUUUUUCUUCAGUGAUGUCCUGCCCAUGCUGCAGGCUAUUUUCUAUCCUGUGCAGGGAAAGGAGCCCUCAGUUCGGCAAUUGGCUCUUCUGCAUUUUAGGAAUAUAAUUACCCUCAAUAUCAAAUUGGAAGAUGCAUUAUCCCGUUCCAGAGCCAGAGUUCCACCCUCUAUUAUUCAGAUGCUGUUAAUACUUCAGGGGGUUCAUGAGUCAAAAGGUGUGUCUGAAGAUUAUUUGAAACUGGAAUCCCUGAUCCAGAAAGUUGUUUCUCCUUACUUGGGCACGUACGGUCUGUAUUCCAGUGACGGACCCUUCACGCACUCUGCCUGUAUCUUGGAGAAGCGGUUCUUCAGACGUUCCAAGUCGGGUGACAUCCUUGCCAAGAACCCCGUGGUGCGAUCAAAGAGCUACAACAAUCCACUGCUGACGCCGGUGGCCGAGUAUGAAACUGAGAGCAUAGCUGCCAACGGAACCGGCAUCCGAAGGCACUCCGUCUCAGAAAUGACGUCCUGCUUGGAGCUCCAGGGGUACUCCAACCUCACCACCAUCAUGGACAACGGUUCCAAGAGCUCCGUGACAACCAUGAAAAGCUCACUGCCAGGAGACCAGGAGAGGCCCAGCACUGGGUCAGUGCAGUGCGCCAGCAAACUCAGCACGGCUGAGCAACAGAAAGGACUCUUCCACUCAACUGGCGACCCACACAGGUCUUUUGAGCUAGACAGAGACACUUCCUUACUUCCAGUUCCCUCUUCCAGCCCUGAGAACAUAGUGGAUCAGAUUUUGGAGUCCAUCGACUCUGAUUCUGAAGGCAUUUUCAUUGAUUUUGGCCGAGGCUGUUCCAAUUCAUCAGCAUACAAUGUGGAUGUGAACAGACAGAGCAUUGUGUGAAGGAUAUUAGGAGACAAACUGUGGGGUUUUAUAUUAUAUGUGAAAGUUGCUAAGACAGUGUGUCAGACUAUGGGCAAGCUGUCUAUGCCUGGGCAGAUUUAAGGCAGAUUUGCCAGGUCAUCAUGGCUGUACUGAACAAACACCAUUUGUUUAUAGUAGGUGGGAAUCUGCUGAGGGAGAAGCAACUUCAACCGCUUUUCCCCAUCCCUGUCACCCUGCAGAUGGAUUUCCUAUUUCUUUAUAAACUUAGGAGUUCACAAACUCACAAGUGUCUGGUAAAAUACUAUUAGUGCAGCUGGCAGUGUUUGUUCAGGAAAACAGCUCAGCAAAUAGCUUUGCUCACUUCUGAUUUUCUAAAGAGGUUACCUGCUGAUGGUUGGUUGUUCUCUGAACUGUAACACCUCAGCCAGAGUAGAAACAUAUCCUUUCAAAACAAACAAAGAAACACAAAAGGCUUUGGGCUUUCAUGCCACAGAAUACAAUAAUAAAAAAGUCUCUUUUAAUCUUUUUUCUUGUACAUCCUUGUAUGCACUCCUUUGCCUAAUGGUGACUUAGAGUUCUUGAAGAAAGGCAAAUAAACAGAAAUACACUUCCUGAUGUUCCACAA
Messenger RNA from Vidua macroura (Pin-tailed whydah), 2050 nucleotides. RefSeq names its product proline rich 5 (gene PRR5). Gene Ontology annotation, cellular component: TORC2 complex. Gene Ontology annotation, biological process: TORC2 signaling. The coding region runs from base 229 to 1443 and encodes 404 amino acids. NCBI's taxonomy places the organism in Eukaryota, Metazoa, Chordata, Aves, Passeriformes, Viduidae. The transcript is spliced from 10 exons. The record is from RefSeq and is a predicted model, not a curated record.